GUGUGUGAGAGAGAGAGAGAGAGAGAGCAUGCAAAGAAAAAAAAAUCGUUGAGGAAUGGCAAACUGUGUGGUGGCUGUGGAAGUAGAGGAGUCGUGAAGAAUGUCCGAGGCCAUCCGCUGCACACUGGUGAACUGCAACUGUGAAUGUUUUCAACCAGGAAAGAUCAACUUGCGUCAAUGUGACCAAUGUAAACAUGGGUGGGUGGUACAUGCCCUGGACAAACUACGUGUCCAUCACCUAUAUCAGCACAGUCAAGUGGAGAUAGUCCAAUCCAAUGUGGUUUUUGACAUUAGUAGCUUAAUGCUGUAUGGUACCCAGGCUGUUCCAAUCCGCCUCAAAAUUCUGCUGGAUCGCCUGUUCAGUGUACUUAAACAGGAAGAAGUACUUCAGAUCUUGCAUUCACUGGGAUGGACGCUCCAGGAUUACAUUCGUGGUUAUAUACUGCAGGAUGUCUCAGGGAAGGUACUUGAUCGUUGGACGAUAAUGACGUACGAGGAAGAAAUGGUCUCUUUGCACCAAUUCCUUCGUUUUGGAGAGACUAAAUCUAUUGUCGAACUUAUGGCUAUUCAGGAGAAAGAGGGUCACUCCAUAGUAAUCUCAUCAACCAAAUCGAAUUCAGAUAUCAGAGCAUUUAUCGAAAGCAGCAACCAAACAAGGAACCCUGGCCUAUCCACUCAUGUGGAAAAAGUAAACUCAAACAACAUUCAUCACUUUGAGAACAUUGUGAAUAACCUGGCUUUUAUGUUACCUUUUCAGUUUUUUAAUCCCAUCCCCAUGCCUCUGUUAGGGACCUCCCCCAAUGGAUUUCUCGUUGAUCAAUCUGAGGAUAGGUCACAGGAAACCAAACCAGAUAUUCAAAUUCCUACCAGUAAGAGUCAUCUUUUAAGUACCAGUCCUGCUUCAUUUCAGAGUGCUGAAGACAGCAGCAAGAGUUCCCAAGACGGUACCAAUCAGGAGUUGAAGAACGAUAGUAGAAGUGAGUGUAGUCCUGUCGCUUCCCCUUCAGCUGGUGUCAUACUAAACCGAGAGCCUGAAGUCACACAUCUGCCCUCUCCCACCAAAAUUAAGCCUGUGGAAAAGCCUCAUUCAGCAACAAAGAAAGGGCGUGUUUAUUGCAGUGCAUGCGAUAAAACCUUCUAUGAUAAAGGCACAUUGAAGAUCCAUUACAAUGCUGUUCAUCUGAAAAUCAAACAUCGCUGCACAAUCGAGGGUUGCAAUAUGGUCUUCAGUUCCCUGCGUAGUCGCAAUCGACAUAGCUCCAAUCCUAAUCCCAGACUGCACAUGCCAAUGAUGAAAAACAAUCGUGACAAGGACCUGAGAAGCGAUUCUUCACCAACCGUCAUUCAACUAAAUGACAAAAGGCUUGACAUCAAUAACUAUCUUGGCACAGACACUCGACCUGUUACAGGUUUCGAUAAUAAUUGUGCAGAAUCAAAUCUUCAACAUCAUGUUCAGAGCAAUGUCUGUCAUGCUGGACACAGUGGGAUGUUGUUUCAAAACCUGAAGACUGUACAGCCAGUUCUGCCUUUCUAUCGGAGUCUUGUAACACCAGCUGAACUCGCCAUCACUCCAAGUCCACUUCCUUCCUUGCCUCUUGUACACGCUUCUGUCCGAGAACAACUUUCAGCUGGAGAACCAUCAACUGAUGUCGUGCCAAAAAAGAAAUCCCGUAAAUCCAGCAUGCCUGUCAAGAUCGAGAAAGAAACUGUGGAAGAAAUAGACGGCGCUGAAAAUGGUAUCUCAGACGAUGACACACCUCUGCAACUUAGAAGUGAGAUUGAGUUUAAGAGCUUGAAACAUGAUUUUGAAAUACGUAUUGCUGAAAAGAUUGAAAGCAGCCGAGAGUAUUCGCCUGACAGAGAAAAACAGAGUCUUAAAGUGCAGCCGCAAGAUUUAAUAACUGCUAAUGUUCAAGCCAAUUCUGGGAAUGGAAAGCUGGAGAAUGGACUGCAAUGCAUCGGAAAUGGAAAUCCUUGUGCAAAGACUGUAAUAGUUUCAUCCAUUGAGGAUGGGCAAAGGGAGACUGAAUUGGACAAUGGCGGGAAAGUGGUAACUAAAUCAGAAGGUUGGUUGCAAGAGGAACAUUCUACAAACAAAGAUGAUAAUCCCAAUUAUAAUGAAAUGCAGCAGAGGCUGAUAAAUGGAGGCCUCGGCAGUUUAUUACUGAAUCAAAGAGUUAGCUUGCCGUCCCUUGACGGUCCACCAGUGAGUGCCUGCAUUUGCCCACAGGCAGCCACAAAUAUGUGGGAUAAUCAGGGCACCUCUAAUCCUAACUAUUGCUACGUCUGCAAGAAGGUGUUUAAAAGUUCUUACAGUGUUAAAUUACAUUACAAAAAUGUGCACCUGAAGGAGAUGCACAUGUGCACAAUUGAAGGUUGUAACGCAGCUUUCCCUUCACGGCGCAGUAGAGACAGGCACAGUGCGAACAUCAAUCUUCAUCACAAACUUCUGACCAAAGACUCGUAUGAAAAUCAGAACAAUUUCUCGAACACCGCCCCGGCAACAAAAGAAUUUUAUGAAGACAUUUUGUUUAGAGGUCAUCUCGGACAGACUUCAUUGCUAUUGAAAGGAAGGAGCAGAAGCGACCACUUUGUAUUUUCUCUCAAUGAAACUCAGGAACAAUACAACAGUGCCCACGGAGGCAAUGGCAUUGAUGAUGGCACUGUGUUGGAUCUUAGCACCACGUCUAGCAUCAAGUCUGGAAGCAGUGCCCAUUCGUGGGAUUCGGAUGCUGGGAGUGAGGAAGGUAUACCCGUGGAGGAUGAUGAAGGCUUUGAGAGUUCAGAUUUGAUAGUGCAAGAUAAACUGCACCACAUAUCCGGUCUAAUUGAUGAGCCGAUUGACUGCUUGAUACGAUCCUCUUCUGCUGGCUCACCGAUUAUGUGCAACAUCUGUCAGAAGAUGUACAGUAACAAAGGAACCUUCAGAGCUCAUUACAAAACCGUACAUCUCCAGCAGCUCCAUAAAUGCAAGGUGUCCGGCUGCAAUAUAAUGUUCUCGUCUGUUCGAAGUCGAAACAGACACAGUCAAAACCCUAAUUUGCACAAAGAUCUCCUCGUAUGCAGCUCCAACGAAAGUCACUGAGCAUUUUCUGCCACACCUGCCCCUAACAUUAUAGGUUUUCAACGUGCUAUCGAUUUUUUCUAUCUGGCAUUUAUUCCAGUGAUAGUUGCAGAUUCUCUUAUGAAACAAUCACAGUUUUUUUCAACCGUGUAGUGAGUAUCGAUCGACCUGUUUUUGCUACCUGAUGUAGUUCUCAAAAGUGGUGAAAUGCAGCCAAAAUAUUUGUAGCAUGCCUGUUUUAUACUUUAACCAAGAACAGGAAGUGUAGCUCUUCACAGACCCCGUAAACCUCAUUUUAUGAAUUUGAUCUUUUUUAUAACACAAAGAUUCUUUAUUCUUUAUCUGGAUCAAAACACACUUCUGAUAUUUGCUUCCAGGCCUCAUCCCACUUGAUCAAAGAUGGGUUUUCAUAUGCACUUAGGCCAUCUUUUGACAUUCCAUCUUCAAGACUUCAAUCUAUUCCAAUCAGUACUAUUUGAUAUAAACUAUGUUCCUGAAAUCCUGUUGAAUGCAACCUCCAAUGUACAUUCUGUUUUUUAAAAAAAUACAAGAUCACUCCAUUUCACUGCUUCUUUCUUUGGGUGAUGCUGUGUCUCAAGUCUGAAUAGAUGCAGUUAUGCAAAGUUAAACGUUCAGAGUGAACUAAAGCUAAAUGUUUUUCUUCAGGUCAUGG
Callorhinchus milii (elephant shark) is the source of this 3737-nucleotide messenger RNA. RefSeq names its product basonuclin 1 (gene bnc1). The coding region runs from base 101 to 3085 and encodes 994 amino acids. NCBI's taxonomy places the organism in Eukaryota, Metazoa, Chordata, Chondrichthyes, Chimaeriformes, Callorhinchidae. The transcript has 5 exons. Gene Ontology annotation, biological process: regulation of transcription by RNA polymerase I. Gene Ontology annotation, cellular component: nucleus. The record is from RefSeq and is a predicted model, not a curated record.